Molecule: messenger RNA, 1309 nt
Organism: Protopolystoma xenopodis
Lineage: Eukaryota; Metazoa; Platyhelminthes; Monogenea; Polystomatidea; Polystomatidae
Source: the annotation of a GenBank genome assembly
AUGGCGUUAUUUCAAACGCCUUAUUUCUUUGCGUUACUUUGCUUGUUUGCUCUUCUAUUUUAUUUCAAUGCUUCUUCUUCUUUUGCUUCUUAUUGCUCCCGCAUGCUCAUAUUACAUUGGAGUUGGUAUAGGAGAUAUUACGGGUCCUGCUGCCGAAGUCAACAUGAUGGGAUAUGCGAAUCCAGAUCAAACAGAUUCAGGAAUACAUUUGCGCCUAUAUAGCAGAGCUUUCAUUAUUAAAGAAAAUCAGUUCUCAAAACCGAUUGCAUUUGUCAGUCUUGAUGCUGGAAUGACUUCUCAAUUGGUUAAGUUUGAAGUUGUGAAUCGGCUCAAGACACUAUUCAAUGCUACAUACGACCACUCCAAUGUUAUGCUUAGUUCUACGCAUACCCAUUCAGGGCCAGCGGGCUAUUUUCAAUAUCUGCUUUUUACCAUAACCUCUAUGGGCUUUGUAGGUCAGUCAUACGAGGCUCUUGUAGAAGGAAUUGUUAAAAAGCUGCAGAGCAUAUAUCAAGCCCAUUUCAAUGUUAAAGAAGGAAAAAUCUUAUAUUCGAAGGGGGAUCUUUACAAUGCUAGCAUCAACAGAAGUCCAGCAUCCUAUAUGCUAAAUCCUGAGGAAGAAAGAGCAAAGUACAUUCUUUUCGUCUUAACUUUUAGAUAUAAAACUGAUGUUGACAAGGAGAUGCUUCUUUUGAAAUUUGUAGAUAGUAAAGGAAAUCCUAUGGGGAUGAUAAAUUGGUUUGCUGUUCAUGGAGUUAGCAUGAAUAGCUCUAACUUGCUUAUAAGUAGCGAUAACAAAGGUGUUGCGUCCAUUUUAUUUGAAAGCGCAAUGAACAAAAAACCCAUUCUUGGAAAAGGUCCUUUUGUAGCUGCCUUUGCUCAAUCUAAUGAGGGUGACGUUUCGCCAAAUAUUAAAGGGCCAGUUUGUAUCGACACCGGCAAACCUUGCGAUUAUGUUCGUAGUACAUGCGACGGUAAAUCUCAAAAAUGUAUAGCAUUUGGGCCGGGAAAGGAUAUGUUUGAAAGCACCAUGAUCAUUGGCAAACAGCAGUUUAAGAAGGCCCUCGAACUAUUUGACGCGGCAACAGAUGAAGUGUCUGGGCAAGUUUCUUCCAUCCAUCAAUAUGUUGAUAUGACGAAUGUGAACGUUCAAUAUAAAGAAGGAAGAAAAGGAAGUACUUGUAAGCCAGCCAUGGGAUUUAGCUUUGCUGCUGGGACAGUGGAUGGUCCUGGAGCCUUCGAUUUUUCUCAAGGUGGUUUCUUUUUUUGGCCUAAGCUUCUCAAUUACAUGAGUAUUUCCUUUAGCUAA